This is a messenger RNA of Periophthalmus magnuspinnatus, 6779 nucleotides long. It is a transcript of the gene sona, whose product is annotated as SON DNA and RNA binding protein a. Gene Ontology annotation, biological process: regulation of cell cycle; regulation of mRNA splicing, via spliceosome. The coding region runs from base 246 to 3791 and encodes 1181 amino acids. The transcript has 10 exons. Gene Ontology annotation, molecular function: RNA binding. Lineage: Eukaryota; Metazoa; Chordata; Actinopteri; Gobiiformes; Gobiidae. The record is from RefSeq and is a predicted model, not a curated record.
GUGCCGUUGCCGUGGAAACAGCGACGCCAGCGUUCGAACCGUCCCGCGGGGCAUUGUGGGAUACUCUUUCUGAAUCAUGGCGGAUGCGUUAGCUGGAGGCUAAUGUGAGCGGUUAGCGUGUGCACAGUGUUCGUACAAGUUUGGCGCCUGGUGUCCGGUGGUUCUCGUUCAGUGUUGUGUGUGCACAUUCUGGUGCGGCACUGGGUUUGCUCAGAAAGAAAGGGACCUGGGACCGAGGUGCUGCCAUGGAAAGUGCAGAGGUUCUGUCAGGAGAAGAAGAGUCCCCUGAAAAGGGUGACUCCAAAGUGGAUGAACUGCCACACAAGAAAAACAAAAAGCACAGAAAACACAAAAGUAAGAAGAAGAAGAGAAGGAGGAAAGAUGAGAAGGAAAGCAGCUCAGAAUCAGCAGAUUCAGAAAAAGAGGCACCUCCACAGAGACCAGUCCGGACAACACGGGCCAGUGCACGGCUGGCAGCUGCUGCAGGAACAUUAGAACAGGCAGUGUCGAAGGGGGGCAGCAAAAAGCCUGUCACUUCAGAUCGAGCUGAAGGAGACUCCAAAACCAAAAAGCACAAAAAACAUGCAGGCAAAAAGAAAAAGAAAAAAAGAAAGAAGGAUGAAAAGCAGGAGAAAAAGUCACCCUCUUGUUCUCCAUCUGAGAGCAGUUCAGCAUCAGGCUCAGACUCUGAGGAUGACGGGGUGAAGGAUCCUGAAGAUACUAAAGUCUGCCUUGACCUUCCAGAAACAGUGUCCAAGCCGAACAGCCAGGAGGAAGCUGAAAAAGAGGUCCCCAUGCUAACCAAGUCUGAGCUACCGGAGAUGAUAAAAGAGGAGAUCUCGGAUAAGACCCUUUCUCCUUCUGUGCCAAAGGACAGCAGCACCAAUGGAACACAAGCAGAAGUUGGGCUUAUGUCCAUCGUAGAGGAUGAGGACAUAAAACCCAUCGCUGAGGUGGAAAAGGAGGAGAGCUGUCCUGAAGAAGGAUCAUUUAGUCAUUCCCAUGCUCUUCCAGAUAUCAUCCCCAAACAGGAAGGUUCUGCAUUCAGGGAUAACCAGUGUCUGAAACCGCAGGAUAAUCUACAGCAAAUUCUCCCCGAAUGCAAAUCCAUCAGGUCUCCAACCCCACCCACUGGCUUAGAUGUCAAGCAAUCCGAGCUUUGCGAGGAACAAUCUGCAUCCAAUUGUGAAAGUUUACAACAGUCUAUUGUAGAUGAAAAAAAGAUUGAUGAUCAACCAAAAAGCCCCUCUCCACCUUUAAAGGAAAUGUCUGAAAAGAGUUCUCGAUCUCGCUCAACAUCACCUAAAAGUCCCCCUAAAAGCAGGCCAUCUCCUUCUCCUAAACCACUGAAAAGGGACCUUUCACACUCCCGCUCAAGUUCCCGUUCCAUCACACCCAAGAAGAAAGUGUCCAAGUCUCCCAGGUCCAAACGGAUUUCUGUGUCACCCAAACGCCGCAGAAGUUCCCCUUCGCCAAAAAAGGAGAAGGUGAGAUCUCCCAAGCGCAGUAACCGAAGGUCUUCCUCACGCUCUCCCAGGAGAAGUCAAAGAUCUAAGUCUAGGUCUCGUGGCAGAGGAAAGAGAUCUCGGAGUCGUACACCUAAACGCACCGGAGCAGGUCGACGCUCGCGCUCAGUCACAAGGCUCCGAAGAUCUCUCUCCAGAUCGCGACGUGGUGCUCGUAGAUCCAGGACACGUUCCCUGGACAGACGGGUCGGUGGUAAGCGCUCAAGAUCCACCUCCAGACAUCGCAGGUCCCCACCCCCAAGGUCCAGAAGAUCUCGCUCUCGCUCCACACACAGGGCCAGGAGGUCCAGAUCACGCUCCAUUACAAAACGCAGCCAUCGCUCAAGAUCCAGAAGUAUCCGCAGAUCUCCACGCAGGAGGUCCAAAUCUCGCUCACCAGCCAGGAAGCGCUCACGCACCCCCGGAAGAAGAAACAGGAGCCCAGUCCGAAAGCACCGAACAAAGUCACGCUCACCUCCAGCCAAGAGGAAGUCUAAAACACCCAAAAAGAAAAGGAACAUCUCAAGAUCCAGGUCCAAAUCAAGUGAGGCUCAGUCUAAUGGCAGCUCUCCAGCCCGCUCCAGUUCACCCUCUCCUGUCAAAGGGAAAACGCAGACUGCUCCUAAAGAAGAGGAGCUCAACGGUGAAAAAAAUGAGGCUGUCUUGAAAUUAAUGUCUGGUGCCGCUGCUUCCAGUUCUCAAACUGAUAACACUUCAGAAAGGCUUCAAGAGAAACCUCUGGACAGCAACCAGAACAAAGAGGAGACAAGGCAGCUGACUGCACAGGAAGAUGGCACAUCCGCAUCCAUAUCUGCAGCCCCCACCUCUGGUCCUGAUGGCUCUAACAGUGAACAGGAGAAGUCUCCUGCUAAAAGUGAGUCCAAACCAUCUCCACAGGCACAAAAGAAAGAGCUCUCCACAUCGCGCUCCCCAGUGCACCGCCAGCAGCUGUCCCGAUCUACCUCAUCACCACGGUCUACACCCAAGCCCCGCAAGAAGGCCUCUCGGUCCAAGUCUCCAGGGAGGAAGAAGUCAAAGUCUCCAACAGAAAGAAAGAAGAGGAAGUCUAAAUCUAGAAGUCCUGGUCGACGAAGGAGGUCUAGUCGCUCUCCUUCCCCCGCUCGCCGCAAACGCUCCUCCUCCAAGUCUCGAACUAGGACACGCAAAUCCAAGUCCAGAUCUCCAGCCAGGAGAAGACGCUCACGCAGCCGCUCCAUCACGGCUAGGGGAAAGAGGCGCUCUAAGUCUGCAGACCGGAGGAGGAGAUCCAAAAGUAGAUCCGUAGACCGAAGAAAAAGAUCCAGGAGUAGGUCGGCAGACCGUAGGAAGAGGUCCAAGAGUCGGUCUGUAGACAGGAAGAAGAGAUCCAAGAGUAGGUCUGUAGACAGGAAGAAAAGGUCCCAGAGCAGAUCUGCAGACCGCAGGAAGAGAUCCAGGAGUAGGUCCCCAGGCAGGAGGAAGCGCUCCAGGAGCCGCUCCACAGGGCGGAGCAAACGCUCACGGAGCAGGUCUGCAGGCAGGAGGAGGAGGUCCAGGUCACGGUCCACUGAGCGCAGACGCAGGUCCCGCUCCAGGGGGAGAGGUAGGAGGCCAGCCUUUCGCAGUAGCUCCUUAGACAGACGAGACCGUUGGAAGAGGGAGCCCAGUCACUCGCCCGUGCUUAUUCUCCGUAACCAGCGGCGCUCAGGGUCCAGAGCUCGACGCAGCAACAGCAAGACUCCCCCUCGCAUCACUGAGCUGGAUAAGGACCAGUUGCUGGAAAUUGCCAAAGCUAAUGCUGCUGCCAUGUGUGCCAAGGCUGGGGUGCCUAUCCCUGAAAGUCUGCGUCCCAAAGCCAUCCUCCAGCUACCCCUACCUACUCCCUCCCCUGCGCCGCUGUCCCUGCCUCUGCCCCUGCCCCUCCCCAUGGGCAUGGGGAUGCCCAAUAUGGGUCCAAUGGGCCUGCCCAGCCUACCUGGGAUGCCCAGCAUGUCCAACAUGACCAUGAGCGCCGCUAUGGCGAGCAUGACGGCAGCCACCAUGACAGCAGCCCUAAGUAACAUGGGGGCUCUGGCUGCCAUGCCUCCCCUGGCUCCUCUUCCCACCAUCACUAACAAACCCCCUCCCAGUCUAGCACCACCGGCCCCCUCCCUCAACCUGGACCACAUUGAAGAAGCCAAGAGGAAAGUGGCUCACCAGGCUAACGUUCACACCAUCAAGGAACUGACUGAGAAGUGUAAGAUGAUCGCCAGCAGCAAAGAGGAGAUGGCCAUUGCUAAACCUCACUUCUCAGAUGAUGAGAGCUAAUCCCUGCUCGGGUCGACUGACGAAUAGGAACAGACUGAGGGUUGGUAAUGUUCCUAAUCAACUCUUCACUCUACUGUGGUCUGCAGUAACCCCAUGGAGCUCCAUUGAUGCAGAGGAAGAGUCUCAUUCUCUGUUCUCCUCUUCCUCUUCUUCUUUCUGCCUCUGCUCCACUGGAGUGUAGGGCGAGACACACAUGUACUGAGUGCGUGUGUGGCGCCCCCUGUCCCCACAUGGCUGUACAGACCCUACUAACUGGCGGUUUUGUAAAAGAUGAGUUUUAACUGAAUCAUUUGUAAAGCCCUGCGUAGUUCUGCCGGCAAUCUGUACUUCUAUCACCAUGUUUAAAUGUGUUUUUAGAACCUCCUGAGCAGCUCUCAGGGGUGGCACGCCAAUGUUUUCACCAAACAUGACUACCCUGGGUGUGUUUUUACAUUAAGGCUGCAAGAUAUGAGCAACAAAAUAAUAUCCAAGACCGUUGUACAUUAUUGAGUUAGAUUUUAUAUAUUUUAACAAAUCAUUUCCCCCCCGAUUUGAAUAUAUUUUGUAUUAUUAAAAACAAAACAAAAAAUUCCAGACCAUAAAUAGUUUUUGUAAUUUACAAAAAAUAAUCCUCCAAGUCCUUCCAAACCACAUGCUUUUACUGACAGAGGAUUAGCUGCAGACCUCUCCAUGAAAAACACCCAAGCGCUCACAAUUAGAAAUGACUGAAUCUCCAUCUUGAGUAAAAUGUGAUUACAUUUUUAUAGUUUAAAAACAAAAAGUUCAAAACAAUUUCAUUUCUAGCUAAAUUUAAUGAUUAGUCGAGGAAGAACCUAAGACUAAAUUAGGACUAAAAAGAAAAAAAAAGUUUAGUUUUACAGAAUAUUGUUUGCUAAUAUUCCAAUUCUUAUGAUGUAUAUCAUGCAGCCCUAAUUGGUUCACAUGGUUUUUACUGCCUGACUAAAAUGCCCACACAAAUAAACUAAUAAAUCUACUGUAGAGUAAUUGCUAACCUCUCUUAGACCAAAAAGCAUUUGAAGCUUAGUGUUUCUGAAAAUGUUUGUAGAAAUUUACCUGUAAGAACCCAAAUUCAUACAACAGUGUGAGUAGGACUACUAGGGCUGGGUGAUGUAAAAAAAAAAAAGAACAAGUUUUGUUUCUCCUCAUAUUGAUUGAUCACGAUUAAAAAAAUUUUACUUUUCAAAAGCAUUUGGUAUUGAUUUCAGGAAUAUAAACAAAACAUACUUUCAAUCAUGGCCAUUUAAAGCUACAGUUUGAAUCUUUUUAGCAAGAAAAUAGACAUAUACAAAAGCAUGUUUGUUUUUUCAUUUUGGUUGUGUUUAUUGCACUGAAAAACCUAGAAAAACAUGCUUCCUUACUGAGUGCGGGCUUGCAUCUCCACAAACCUCUGAUUUGGCCUGGAGGAGGGUCUCCUCCUGUUUGUUUCCAUGGAAAUAUUGUUCCUUUGGCAAUAAUCUUCCACAAUAAAAAAAAACAAUAUCUUAAUGGAGAGUGUUCUGAAGUAUAGUUUUAAUUUUCUAUUUCCAUGGAAUUAUUCAGGUGGCCAUCUCCAGAAAGUUGCAUACUGUACCUUUAAUACAAAAAUGUUAUAAUUUUCUUCUCCAAGCCACAUAUUUUUUACUGAGAGGAUCAGCUGUAGACCUGUUCAUUUAUAAACACCCUGAUCAUUGACAUCUAAUUUAAAUUACAUGAAUUGCCCAGCCCUAAAGCCUUUACACAUUUACUCAUUUUCUAUAAUCUUUUGUGGCGUCUAAAAUUCUUAUCCAUUUUCACUCUUUCACUUUUCUUUCUUUUGAUUUUAUUGUGACAGUGUUUCACAGAUUUCUGGUCAGACUAAGGUGGCACUUGAGUUUAGUUUGGCUUGUUUUUAAUGGGGGCCAAGCCACCAUAGUCUUGUCUACAUGAGACAUACUGGCAUCUAUUAUUGUAAGUUGUAAAGUUUAACAUUUCCCACCCAUUUAAAGUUCCUAUAUUACACAAAAUGGACUCUUGUGAGCUUUAAGCCAUGUUGUAAUGUUGUUACCUCCUCAAAACAUAUGUGGAGUUGUGUUUUAUUCACAAAUGUUUGAGCAAUCUCUUAUUAUUAGUCUGUCUACAUCAAAACUCUCCUCUGUUCCAUCUUGUGAUGUCAUGUUAUGAUAGUUUUUAAGUCAACAGCUACAGCAUACAGUUUAAAAACACAAUGGAGCACUUCCUGUAUUACCACAUGACAUCACAAGGUGGAAGAGAGUGAUUUCCGUUAGAGAGAAGAACACAGCCCAAAGUUGCAGAGUUUGUGUGUUAAAUAUGUGUGAAUGAAACAAAACAAAACUCCAGGUCUGUUUGUGAUGAGGACAUAUUAUAAAUAUAGACCAGAAAAUAGCAUAAUAUAGACCUUUUAAAAUGAGACUAUGGUGGGACAAGCGAUCCAUAUUUGUAUUUUAACUAGUCAAUUCAGCAUAGUAUUUAGUUUAGUAUAUAUGUUACUCAUUGCAUUUGUUGAUCAGAAAGCACUGAUUACAGUUUAAAUAUCUUUAUGCUCUCAGUAUUGUCAUAAACAUACAGAAGUUAAUUUUGUUUUACCAAUUAUUGUUUAGCUUCUGGACUAUGGAGGCAAAAAUUUGACUAUGAGGGAGGGGCAACCAUAGUCUCCUCUAUUAAUGGGAAAAACAACAAGUGUACUGUAAAAUUGAUUAACAAACAAAAGCAGGGUCUGACUGGUUAAAAGUGCUUGAAUUCAACUAAAAAGUAGAGUUAACCCAAUCAUUUAGACUUCAUGUUUCAGUCUCCCUAUAUCUUACACUUGCACUGUUUUCUGCCCUGAUCCUUAUAAAACCACUAGUGUGUGAACUGUUAAGCACCCAGGGACGUCAAACCGAACAUCUGCAUCUCAAGUUUUCUCGCAUUUUGUUUUGAAUCCCUCAGAUUGAAACUUUAGAUUUGAUUUCAUUUGAUGAUGUUGCUUGCUUUGUACAUAGCGGUGUUGGUUAUUAAACUUGAAAAGAGGUG